Messenger RNA from Morone saxatilis (striped sea-bass), 1832 nucleotides. Its product is annotated as putative ferric-chelate reductase 1. Gene Ontology annotation, biological process: regulation of glutamate receptor signaling pathway. The record is from RefSeq and is a predicted model, not a curated record. Lineage: Eukaryota; Metazoa; Chordata; Actinopteri; Moronidae. Bases 368 to 1078 code for a protein of 236 amino acids. The transcript has 9 exons.
AACAGGUGUCACAUCUUUACCUGGGAUCCUGUUAAGAGCAUCAGAGCCACCUGUGAGCCACACCUCAGACUAAAAUAACACAGGAUCUUCAUUUCAAGGAGCUGCACAUCUUUUUGCUUCUCAACCCAAUUUCACCCAUCACUGGAAAUAAAGACAUCUACAGGUAUGGACAACAGACUGGUUCUUGUCGUCCUGUUUGUGAUGCUGUCCUGGGUAUCUAUGAGCACCUACGCUCAGACCACUGUGGCGUCAAAUGUGACCAAUUCAAACAUGACCACAGCAUCAGACAGCAACAUGACCACCGCAUCAGACAGCAACAUGACCACAGCGGCGGGAAACAACGUGACAAGUGAUCCCAUAUGCGACGAUGGCAACAAACAUGACGACAGCGGCGGGAAACAAUACCAACAACACAACGGCAUCACCCACCAUAGCAGCUACCACCGCAACACCUACUACCAUCACCACAGUGGGAACUCUUCCGUCAUCUGUUUCUAACUCAGAUUGUAAGACCGGCAAGCUCUGUGCGGCUGAGCCUUCUUCGUGCAACCCUUCCGGAGCAAGAUCAUGUUUCUUUCUUUCUGCUAAGCAGAACAAUGGUCAAUCCUUUGACUUUGAGCUUUCAGGAGAGUCAAACGGCUAUAUUGCUGCCACCCUGUCAACCGACAGCUCACUGGGAGGCAACGACUCAACCUACGUCUGUGCAAACAACAACAGUGCUGUUAAGUUCAUUGGCGCUUCCCUCGACAAUGGCCAGCUGACACAGACAGAUCUGAGCGGGUCCAACGUGAGGGGCAACAUCAGUGGGAACAGAAUCCAGUGUACAUUUACUGCCACUGUAUCAAACACAGCAGUAAGAGCAGCAAGUUUCGCAGUCGGAAUUUCCACUGGACCUUUUAACAGCACUUCUGGUACUCUGGGAAACCCAGUAUUUGUAUUCAGGAGCUCUGUUAUUAAUCUGCAAAAUGUUAACACUACCGUCAACAAUGAGAUUACCAACCACGCUAUUACAUUUCAACUAUCACUGAUGCAAGCUCUGCUGAUCAGUGUGGGUGUGCUGGGUCUGUCUAUGCAAUAAGGAAGCUGAAACCCCCAUGAGACAUCAAGACAAGAAAACCAUACCUUCCCUAUUCAUAUACAUGUGCUACUGAAUAUAUUGUUAAAUAUCUCACAGAAGGUUUACGAUGCACAGUGCAGCCCCAGAUUAUUCAGCUUAUGCUUAAUUUUCUAUCAACUUACUGCAGGUGAAAGUAGGAAUGGUGCAGGGUGGUGACUCUUCUACAGCCUUCUGCAGACUGCUUUCACAUCUGGUAUCAAACAUCAUAUACAAAUAAUAUACAAAUUUUGGGUUUAGGGUCUGGUUACCCUUUAAAGCCCACGUUAUUACUGUCAGGCAGAAACCUCAGUGACUUUUUUCUAUUAACUAUACUAUUAUUUUGGUAUUCCUCUGAACGUGCCUUUAUGAAGAACCAUAAUCAUUAUGCACAACACAAGCAAAAAAAAAUUUGUUUUUGCCCUCUCCUGUCACUCAUAAUGAUGCCAGAAAAUGGCAGACGUGUCUUAUUAUUAUUAUCAUUAUUAUUAUUGUUAUUCUCUUUGGUGUGAAUGUACAUAUUGUUGAUUCAACAAUGUUUUUACAAUGAAGCCUGCAUAGGCUGAUAUUUUCAUGUGUGCAUGUAUGAGCAAGUGCACAUGCAAAUGAGCAGUUGCUGAAAAAAAGCGGCUAUAUAUAUUUGACACCAAAUAUUGGUGAACCUGAUUUUGCACAUUGCAUCAUGUAACAAUUGAGUUUUUAUUACAUAUUUUUGAAAUAAAUAUUUUACUCAAGCUGA